CAACCUGGCCUCAUAAGCUCCCAGAUCCUUCCUACCCACACCGACACAAGCUCUCUCUCUUCCUCUCUAAAAAUCCCCUCCUCCUCAUUCUCUCCUCAUCCUUUUAAGCUUCACAAUACAAAUUUCUUAUAUAAAAACACACUUCAAUUUAAAAUCUUCCCGCUUCUCUUAACCCAACACCACCCUUUCUCGCUCGAUCGAUUUCCCCUGAAAUCACCGCAGAUCUGUGCUACCCAAAAGUGGAAGCGCAAGGUCUCACUCAAUACAAAAAAUAGAACAAGGGAAUGGCAGAACAAGGGUUAGAAGGAAGCCAACCAGUAGAUCUCAAGAAGCACCCUUCUGGAAUUGUCCCUACUCUCCAGAAUAUUGUCUCCACAGUAAAUUUAGACUGCAAAUUGGAUCUCAAGGCCAUUGCACUGCAAGCUCGUAACGCUGAAUACAACCCCAAGCGUUUUGCAGCUGUGAUUAUGAGAAUAAGAGAACCGAAGACGACUGCAUUGAUAUUUGCAUCUGGUAAGAUGGUUUGUACGGGAGCUAAGAGUGAACAACAAUCAAAAUUGGCAGCACGAAAGUAUGCUCGAAUCAUCCAGAAACUCGGUUUUCCAGCUCAGUUCAAGGAUUUCAAAAUCCAAAAUAUAGUUGGUUCUUGUGACGUGAAAUUUCCCAUAAGACUUGAAGGCCUGGCGUAUUCCCAUGGUGCCUUCUCAAGUUAUGAACCAGAACUGUUCCCUGGCUUGAUUUAUCGGAUGAAACAACCGAAGAUUGUGCUUCUGAUUUUUGUGUCUGGAAAAAUAGUUCUUACAGGGGCGAAGGUAAGAGGUGAGACAUAUGAAGCCUUUGAGAACAUUUACCCAGUUCUUACAGAAUUCAGGAAAAAUCAGCAAUGAUUAUUUGUGGGAAGCACACAGCAGUUGUAUCCGUGGGGCGGAAUACUUGGCACUAGGACAGUUGGGCCUGGAUUGAAUUGUAAAUAAGGGGAUUGGGCAUGGCUUGACUGGUGGAUGAUUAUAUUUAAGACUUAUUUUUGGGUUACAUAAGAGACGCGUGUAAUUCUGCUU
Prunus mume (Japanese apricot) is the source of this 1058-nucleotide messenger RNA. Its product is annotated as TATA-box-binding protein. The record is from RefSeq and is a predicted model, not a curated record. Gene Ontology annotation, molecular function: DNA binding. Gene Ontology annotation, biological process: DNA-templated transcription initiation. Lineage: Eukaryota; Viridiplantae; Streptophyta; Magnoliopsida; Rosales; Rosaceae.